AUGGCAUCACCAUCACGAUGGACGUCUAUCCCUAGACGCGACUCGACCUCGAGUUCAUCCUCACACUCCCUAGACUCCCUGACCCAGCAACAACCCGAGCAAGCGAAACCAGAACCUACAGCGAAAGUCCGGAGUCUCAAGGAGAAAAAAUCAGUUCCAUCAUUCUUCAUGUCCCCCACGGCGACCUGGAAUCUUUACCGCCAUAAUCCUUGGUACCUGUCCUGGCAACAAGAAACCUGGGCCAUGAUUUUCUCUCUCGCUUGUCUUAUCGCUGUUGCUGUCAUCAUGGCUUGGAUUGAUGGUAAAAGGCUGUCUAUCUGGCAUUGGGCUAUCCAGCCUAACGCGGUCAUCUCCGUGUUGAUUGUUUCGUCAAAAGCGGCUUUGAUGAUUAGUACAGCGAGUUGUGUUUCGCAGUUGAAAUGGACACACUUCCAAUCGAAACCUCGAAGAAUCAAAGACCUGGAGGGUUUUGAUGAUGCGAGCAGAGGGGCUUAUGGUAGUCUGUGUUUGCUGAUGAGUAGAAGUGGAUACCUGAAUAUUGCCGUCACGUUGGGUUGCGCAGUGACAGUCAUGGUGCUGGCCAUGGAAACUUUCGGCCAACAGUUGCUGAGUUUCCCCGAGAGAAGAGUUGCAGUUGCUAACGAGACUGCGUCAUUUCCGGUGAUCCAGAACAUGCUGCAGAUGCCGUAUUGGGGCGGAAAUGCGAGAUUGUCUGACCGUCUGCUGAAGUCAAGACUCGGCUUGAUGGAAAGCAUCUACGGCAAAACCACAGAAUCACCAUUCGAUUGUACUGCAUCUUCAUGCUCCUGGGACAGUCAUGUCACUCUUGGACUGUGUUCGAGUUGUCGUGACAUCAGCGAUACACCGAGGGAAUGCGAGAUCAAGAUUACCGAACACCCUAGCAGAUAUCUCAUGAAUGGCGAAUACCACUAUAGGACAUACAACGAAACAACACUGGUGUGCAAUUACGUUGGAGAUGGUGGCAGCCUCCACUGGGGUAGUCGAAACCUCACCACGAUCAGACAAAGGAAUUCAACCGGCCAUGUUCCAGAAAUUCCCGAUGCGAACAAUGCCUCUGCUUGGGAAUACGACACUGCGAUUGACAUUAUGACCUGGAGCGAUGAAGGAUUCUACUACAAAGGCCAACCUGCAGUUGCUUUGAACUUCAGUGUCAUUGUGACAAACGAUACCUGGGAUCGUCCACAACUCACCACUUGUACACUGAACUAUUGCGCGUGGGUGUAUGAGAACUCAACUGCGCAAGGUCAAAACUUCAGCGAUGGCCAGCUACACAAGUAUGUUCUGGGUUAUGACUCGAUAGAGCUGCAUCAGACUGGCCACGGAGCACCUGCGAGUAUGUCGUAUAGCAACUACACCUUCCGAGCCAAUGGUACUGGCUUUCCAAGUGACAAGCACAACGACACAUUCAUUGUGUAUGGAGAUGCGAACGCUGAGAUGAACACUCAUCUAGGAACUAUCCUCAAGUCCUCCACUUACAGUUAUCUUUCCGGUUCCAAUGAGUCCUCAGCGGGUUUGGGUGAUGCUUUGAUCAUCAAUUCGAACAUUACAGAGCUCGCUGAUCGAAUGGCUAUCAGCUUGACGAAUGUAUGGAGGCAAUAUCAGAACUCACCAGCGAUGGGUACGGCAUGGGAGUCUGUCGCCUUCAUCCAUGUCGAAUGGGCGUGGCUUGCGCUACCAGCUGUAGCAGUCAUAAGCGCCGGUGUCGUAUUGCUCAUGACUUUGUUACAAAACCGAAGAACUGUUUUGUGGAAGUCGUCCGUCCUCCCAUAUUCUUUCCAGGUGUUGCAAGGGUGGGAAGAUACUGAGUUCGAUAUGGAGACAUUGGAAGAGAUCAGAGAGAAAUCGAAGGAGAUGACAGGUCAGCUCGUAGGAGCCGAGAAUGAACGUGUCAGAUUGGUCAAAGCGUGUAAUUAG
Aureobasidium musti is the source of this 1935-nucleotide messenger RNA. The record is from the annotation of a GenBank genome assembly. Lineage: Eukaryota; Fungi; Ascomycota; Dothideomycetes; Dothideales; Saccotheciaceae.